CCACCCCCGAUGUUUCUCGGAGGUGCCCUCAGGUGGGUGCCUCCUCCCCCGCACGGCCUGGGAAUGACGGGGGACCCUGCCCUCCGUGCUGCAGGACAUCCACCGGAAGCGCAUGGAGAAAGAUCUGCUGGAGCUGCAGACGCUCAUUGACGUGCAUUUUGAGCAACGAAAGAAGGAGGAAGAGGAACUCAUUGCCCUGAAAGAACGCAUUGAGCGGCGCCGGGCGGAGAGAGCCGAACAGCAGCGCUUCAGAACGGAGAAGGAGCGCGAGCGGCAGGCUAAGCUGGCGGAGGAGAAAAUGCGGAAGGAGGAGGAAGAGGCCAAGAAGCGGGCUGAGGACGAUGCCAAAAAGAAGAAGGUUCUGUCCAACAUGGGCGCCCAUUUUGGGGGUUACCUAGUCAAGGCAGAACAAAAGCGUGGUAAGCGCCAGACCGGUCGGGAGAUGAAACAGCGCAUCCUGUCUGAGCGGAAGAAGCCUCUGAACAUCGACCACAUGGGAGAAGACCAGCUCCGGGAGAAGGCCCAGGAGCUGUCGGAUUGGAUCCACCAGCUGGAGUCCGAGAAGUUUGACCUGAUGGAGAAGCUGAAGCAGCAGAAGUAUGAGAUCAACGUGCUCUACAACCGCAUCAGCCACGCCCAGAAGUUCCGGAAGGGGGCAGGAAAGGGCCGCGUCGGAGGCCGCUGGAAGUGAGGACCUGGGAGUGGUGGUCCCGUCUCUGUGGCUGAAAUAAACGCUCCCCGUGCAGGCGC
This is a messenger RNA of Suricata suricatta (meerkat), 750 nucleotides long. RefSeq names its product troponin T1, slow skeletal type (gene TNNT1). Gene Ontology annotation, cellular component: troponin complex. Gene Ontology annotation, biological process: sarcomere organization; slow-twitch skeletal muscle fiber contraction; regulation of muscle contraction. The transcript is spliced from 7 exons. Gene Ontology annotation, molecular function: tropomyosin binding; troponin T binding. Lineage: Eukaryota; Metazoa; Chordata; Mammalia; Carnivora; Herpestidae. The record is from RefSeq and is a predicted model, not a curated record. The coding region runs from base 113 to 691 and encodes 192 amino acids.